Molecule: messenger RNA, 6702 nt
Organism: Myotis myotis
Lineage: Eukaryota; Metazoa; Chordata; Mammalia; Chiroptera; Vespertilionidae
Gene: SH3RF3
Product: SH3 domain containing ring finger 3
Exons: 10
Coding region: 1320-3941 (873 amino acids)
Molecular function (GO): protein binding
Source: RefSeq, a predicted model, not a curated record
AUGCUCAGGGUCCUCCCUACGUACUUCCGUUUCUCUGACGCUGGCAGAAGCGGGGGAGUGGGGAAGGAGAACGCAGAUUUCCUCUCCUAUGCUCCAGCCCAGGAGAUUUUGCAGCGGGGUUCAGGAGACGGCGCUGGGUCCCCCGCACUACGCUAGCCGCGCGGGUGUGUGGGGGAGGCGCGGAGGCCGGUGACCUGCUCGAGGGUGUGGGUCUGGCGGGCAGUGGCGCCAGCCUCCGACCGCGACUCCGGAGAGAGCCAGCAGCCGCCUGGAGGAGCCGGCACCGACCCUGGACACCCAAGCCAACCCAAACGCCUUCCCUUCCUGCUUUGCGGGGCGUCCCCUCACCCACACGCCCACAGCUCCUGGGUUGUCACUGCUGCGGCCAUCUGAAAAGGAGACCGACCAGGAGAGCUCCGGGAGUUGUCGAGGUGGAUGCCCGGUGUUGGCUGCGUCCCCAAGCUGCUCGCCAGCGCUGGCGAAGGCGGUCGAGAUAACACCUACCAAACUUUCCCCUUCGCAGCUGCGUUGGGAGGAAACAUCCCUGCCCGAGGCUCACGGAAAGCCGAAGGGAAGACUUUGGGAGGGGACAAGGUCAAGCCUCGCAGCUGGGCAGGCUCGGAGUUCCAGGGAGCCCAGGAGGCAGGAAUCCUCGCCAGCGUGCGCCUGUGCGAAGGGAGGUCCAGCGGACGAGGCAUCUCCUUUCCCAUGCCCCUCAGUGACCGUGACCCUCGCGCGUUCCCCGCGCACGUGCUUGCGGUCGAGGAAGAGAACGUGUCCGGCUGAACUCACUGUGGGUAGCGAGUCGCGGGCGGGCCCAGGGCGCAUGGAGCGCCGCGGGGGCAGUGCGGCUCAGCAGCGGCGCGCACGCUGCCCCCCUGGGAUCCGACCGGCAGCUCCCCUCACUUCCUGUCGCGGGGCUUCUGGCCCCAGGAGGCCUUUUGGAGCGCAGAGCCCGCUGCGUGACGGUCCCGGCGGCUCCCCUGGAGCACUGCGCGGGGCGGACAAGCCGCGGCAAUGGUGUAGCCAUUAGCUGCGGCCGUCGCGUUCCAAAGGACAGGUAGGCUCCAUUGACCCGGAGUUGACUCGCGGGGUGCGGAACUCCAGUUCCUGCCUCGGCCACGCAGGCCGGUCGGCGUGCCACUCUGCACCGCGGCGGCUGCAGCCUCGGGCCACCAGCCGGUGUGGAGGCAGUUCUGGCGGAGCCCGGCUGCCCGGCGGCCGCCUUGGCGCCAUCCUGAUGCCCGCUGCCGGCAGUGGGCCCGCCUCCGGCCCUGGGACCUAGACAGCUGCGCGCGGCCGCCGCCGGCGCCUCCCCCAUGCUUCUCGGAGAGUCCAGGCUAUGCGCGUCCAAGGCGGCUGCCGCUGCUGCGCAGAGCGAGGGCGACGACGACAGGCCGGGCGAGCGGUGGUGUUGGCAGCCGGCGACAGCCACGGCCGCGGCGGUGGGCGAGGACAUGGAUGAGUCGUCACUGCUGGACCUGCUAGAGUGUUCCGUGUGCCUGGAGCGGUUGGACACCACGGCCAAGGUGCUGCCGUGUCAGCAUACCUUCUGUCGCCGCUGUCUGGAGAGCAUCCUGUGUUCGCGCCACGAGCUGCGCUGCCCAGAGUGCCGCAUCCUGGUAGGCUGCGGCGUGGACGAGCUGCCUGCCAACAUCCUGCUGGUGCGCCUGCUGGAUGGCAUACGCCAGAGGCCCCGAGCUGGCGCCAGCCCUGGAGGCAGCCCUCCUGUGCGCUCUGGCCCCGGCUCGGGGGCGGCCUCCGAGGUCGCGGGUGGCAGGGGCCGCGCGAUGGGCAGAGCCCCGGGCUCACCAGUUUUCCCUUUGGAGGUUGGCAGUCAGCGCGAGCUGACAACCAGCAGGAACGCGCCCCUGGCAAAGAAUCCUUCCCAGCUUCCCUGUGGCAAAGCGCUCUACAGUUACGAGGGGAAGGAGCCUGGUGACCUCAAGUUCAACAAGGGAGACGUCAUCAUCCUGAGGCGCAGGGUGGACGAGCACUGGUUCCACGGGGAGCUGCGCGGCGCCCACGGCUUCCUGCCCGCCAGCUAUGUGCAGUGUCUCCGGCCCCUGCCACCCGCCCCUCCCCAGGGCAAAGCCCUGUAUGACUUUGAGAUGAAGGACCGAGACCAGGACCAGGACUGCCUGACCUUCACCAAGGAUGAAAUCCUGACUGUGAUCAGAAGAGUGGAUGACAACUGGGCAGAGGGAAUGCUGGGAGACAAGAUUGGAAUUUUCCCCCUCCUGUAUGUGGAGCUCAACGACUCAGCCAAGCAGCUUAUUGCAAUGGACAAGUUCUGCCCAGCUGCUGUGUCUGACUGCCAUGCCUCGUUGCCCUCUGACCCUGGCGCGGUGGCCAGUGUGGCCCCAGGUCUCACUUUAAGCAGCACAGGGGCAGUCAGUGCCUUUCAGCAGCAUGUGGACGGCAAGAAGAAUGCCAGGAAACGCCACUCCUUCACCGCGGUCAGCCUGACACACAGGUCCUCACAAGCUGCCGGCCACCGGCAUUCCGUGGAAAUCAGUGCUCCAGUGCUGAUCAGCUCCAGCGACCCCCGGGCCACGGCCAGGAUCCGGGACCUGGCGCAUGUGUCGUGCAGUGCUCCCACCCAGGACUCCUCCUCUGCCGGAUCCAGCCCAGCGGCUGAACCGCAGGACAUGGCUCCCAAAGGGCAGCUGCCUCUCAAUGUGUACCUGGCACUCUACACCUACAAGCCCCAGAAGAGUGACGAGCUGGAGCUGCGCAAGGGCGAGAUGUACUGCGUCCUGGAGAAGUGUCAGGACGGCUGGUUCAAGGGCACGUCCCUGAGGUCUGGGCUCUCUGGGGUGUUCCCAGGAAAUUAUGUGACUCCUGCUUCCAGGGCUCCUUUAGGAGGGCCUGGGCCACCUGGGAAUAAUGUGGUUGGAGGGUCUCCACUGGCCAAAGGGAUGGCCACAAGCAUCCACCCAGGUGGUGGGAGCCUGAGCAGCCCUGCCACCACCGGGAGAGCAGCCCUCCCCCUCGCCACACCCCAGGCCCAGCACCAGGCAGCCUCUCCCCCGGUGGGCAGUUGUCUGUGGCACUCAGCUCCCCCAGCGGCUAGCCAGGCCCGGAGCACUAUCCCCACAGCUGCCCUCUCCUCUGCUCAGGCUCAGGACCAACCAACCACCAUGGUGUCACCCCUGUGCACCCAGAACUCCCCGUCCUGCCUGCCCACUGCCAGCCUCAGGCCCCACUCCAUGGUGUCCCUGCAGCACCUCCACCAGCCCCCAGUGCAGACCAUCACUGGUGCCCAGUGCCCCUGGCCAGCCAUCCCUCUCACGUCAGCGGCAUCAGCCGUCACACCUCCCAAUGUCACUGCUGCCAACCUCAAUGGGGAGGCCGGAGUGGGGACCGUCAGUGGCCUGUCUACUUCCAGCCCCACCAACGUGGGAUGCAAACCAGAUGAGAAGAAAACUGAAAAGAAAGAGAAGAAGAGUGGGCUGCUGAAACUUCUAGCCGGGGCAUCCACCAAGAAGAAGAAUCGCUCCCCACCGUCCAUCUCUCCCACCCAUGACCCCCAUGUGGCAGUGGACGCCUCGCUUCAGGGUGCAGUGGGGCUCGAAGUGUCCUCACUGUCCCUCCAUGGCCGGGCAGGGUCUUGCCCCAUAGAGAGCAAGAUACAGGGGGCGAUGGGAAUGGAGCCACUGCACAGAAAGACGGGCUCCUUGGACCUGAACUUCUACUCAUCCCCUUCCAGGAAAGCCCCUUUCUCCAUGGCUGCCGCCCGCCCUGAGCCCAAGCCAUUUCCCAGAGAGAGGUACCGUGUCGUGGUCUCGUACCCGCCCCAGAGCGAGGCCGAGAUAGAGCUGAAGGAGGGAGACAUUGUCUUUGUGCACAAGAAGCGUGAGGACGGCUGGUACAAGGGCACCCUGCAGAGGAACGGCCGCACGGGCCUCUUCCCGGGCAGCUUCGUCGAGAGCUUCUGAGGACAAACUCUCCACACGCCACUCACCGGGGAGAAGGCCUUCCGGGAAGCCCAAGGCGCCAGGAGAGGGCCACCACUCCCCCAGGCCUCAGGUCCCUUCCAAGGCCCCUGCAGGGUGUGGGGGUCGUGCCUUCACCCACAACCCCCUACCGAGAGCACAUCUUGGGGUUGUUCUUGGAUGAGAUGCCUGCCACCCCAUGUGAACCGUAGAGAAGUGAGUUAGGAGGAGGAAGAUGCUGCCUGGGUGGCUCCCCGAGGUGGCUCCUGUGGUGGCUCCCCGAGGUGGUUCCCCAAAAUGUCUCCCCGAGGUGGCUCACUGUGCAGGGCUACGGGGCACAGAAUGUCUUCAUGGGCUGUCUAGGCUGCAGGUGGGGUCCAAAUUGCUUCAUUGACUCUCUUUAUACCUCAGUCGCCUGCCACCUGCCCAGACCCUGGGGAAGCCUGGCUGUGUAGCCUGUGGGACUCCCACAGCUCCCAUGGCUGGUCCCCAUCAGCAUUGGGAACAACACUUCUGUUGGCCACUGUCCCUUUGCAUUGCUUAUUUCUCACAUCUUUUUAAUGUAAAGCUGUUAAACUUUAUAUAUUUCUAAUCAGUCAUACAUUGCCUAUUUUUCAUACAUCUGGUGCUGCCUUUUUGUAAUGACUUGGUUGAGUUUGAAAGAAAAAAAUGUCCGAGGAAACAUCAAAUGGGCAGAAUUUUUAUAUUUACUAUAUGAACUUUGGAGAAAUCCAGAAAGCCCACGUUCUCAAUACCACAAUGCCCUGCACCACAGGAUAAGAGGGAAUCCAUUUAGGGGAUUCAAGGUAGUUUGGAAAAAGCCAAUUUCUUUCAACCUUUACCAAAGCCCCGUGCUCUGUCUAGACAGUGUAAUUGUUACUCAAGAACAUGCAACUUCAGGGAAAGUGGCUAUCAUCGCCUUUUGUGUGGCAGUGAGAGGGGCAUGAAGGUGGACCCACCCUGAAAAAGCGGAAUUUCCUUCUUACUGCUUUAGCAAGAGUGACAACAAUUCGCUUAUCAAAAUAUGAUUUAUCACUAUUGAAAUGUGCAGUUUUUACCCCAGUUCAGAUGUAAACCUCCACAAUUUACAAUACCUGGUGAAGAUCUUGCCUUUUUACAGUAUAUAAUUGCUCCCUUGUCGGGCAGUGUGAACCUGAGUGUAGAGACUGGAGGUACAUGGGGUAGCAGGAGUGAGUCCUCUGCAAAUGAGGGGCUGGGAGCUGGGAGGGGCUGGGGGAGAGGUGGAAGGGCAGCUCUGACCCUGGGCCCCCACAGGUGGGGUCCAGGACACAGCUCAUCUCCACAGAUGCUGCCUCCUGGAGCCCUGUCACAAGGCGGUCUUGUUUUUAAGAGAUUCACACCUUAGGAAUACAUUCUUAUCUGUUCAGAGUCACAACUUGCAAACUCUCUCUAUACAUUUUUACAGAUCACUCAGGUUUAAAUUAGGCUGAAUAAUGAGCCUUUGGUAACACUCUCCCUGAUUUUUAGGGAUGCAACGAAAUCCAGAAACCCAUUCCCUCGCCUGGGGUGAUGUCUCUGAAAUACAAACACUUUAUUUUCAGAGUUCCUAUUUGGGGAUGUGACUGGGAUAUUUGUUACUGCCAGGUGGCUACCAGGCUGGUGGCAUUGUUCCUAUAGCAAGGCUCAUUUCCUUGCUGGUAAUAUAUUUAAUAGGCUUAAGAAAGUUCUUCUAAAUAAGAAAAUAAAUGAAGUUUAAAUAUAGGGAGCCCUGGGCUCAAGUUAAUGGCGACCAUCAGUUGCCAACUUAGCUGCCUACCUUGCACAUCAAUCAUGUGCAUGUUUCAAAUCAUGUCAUUGCCAAAAACAUGCUGGCUGAGACAGGUAUUCUCCACUGAGACCAGAACUAACUCCAAUUCCCACAGAAUAAGAAGAGCAAAAAAAAACCAACAGCAGUUAUCAUGCAACAGAAUAGACUAACUUGGACCUUCUUUCCUUUCCUGCCACCACCCACAUGGUGCUCUGGUUGAUAGAAGUGCUGAGCAGCUCAGUGACUGUGGGGGAAGCAGAAGCCAUGGGGCCAAGCACCCCUCACAGCAGCGUGUUUGCAAGGCAUCAGCUGGUCCAGCUCGAGGCAGACUCAGGGGUGGCCAUUGGGACUGACUUGAGAAGUGAUGCCCCCCAGCCAGGCAUCCUCUCAGGAGGGCCUCUCAGGGCAAAUGCGGGGCACUCAGAGGGCAGGUAGGUGCACAACAGGCCCCAUGCUUUAGGCUGAGUGUUUCCAAACAUGUUCAGUCAGACCCAUCAGCCUUCAUGACCAUUUAACCCGCAGACAAGGGCGGGAGCAGGCUUAGACGCUUCUUUCAGGCCAUCUUGCCUCAAAGGACACACUCCUUUUGUUUUCUAAGGUGAAACAACACCUUGUCUGAAACCCUCACAUUCCCUCCUGGCCCAGGGACUUACUCAAGUUGGGUGCACAGUGGCAUUUGGCAGCCAAGGUGACUUGCUUUGAGGAGCACAGUGGAGUCCAUGGCCACCACUGAGGGAGGUCACCGAGGUGUUGGGGACAUGGGGCCACCAGAGGACCAUGGGAGGGAUGUGGUGAGACAGAGCUGGACAAGAGCCCCCUGAUUCUAGUGCCCCAAAUAAGCUCAGUGGCCCAGCUGGAAAUUAUUUGUACUUUGCACAAUUCACACACACACCCUAAUGUUUUUGUUAAACACAAAUGUCAGUGUGUGACUUCAGAAGAACUUACAGUGAUGACAAACUAUGAUGCUGUGUUUCUGAGUCUUUAAAUAAAAAAUGA